GUCACACAAUCUUAAGUAACAGAAUUACGUCUUUUAAUAUGUAUAAAUAUCACUCAAAGAGGAAGACUGUAAGGAAAAUCUUGAAAGUUCCGUUUUUUGAAAAGUGGAAAUAAAUGUAAAAACAUAUUUUGUUCCUCUUCUGAUGAUGUAAUAUGCGAUGUGUUACAUCAGAGCUGAAAAUAGUCUGAAACGCUACUGAAAACAGACUCAUUCCAGUUCAGAGCGAUGGGUUAUGACCAGCGACUGACCAGCAUCUACUAAAAAUACUUACUAAACGGUAUUUUUGCUCUGUUAGGCACUUUCAUAUAUUAAUAAUAGCACUUAAUUAAUUAAAAGCUUUAACAGCAUAGGCCAGUCUUAUUUUUGUGUUUACAUAAGAAGUAAAAUAAUAAGUAUACGUGUUUGAAACCCAGUAAAAGUUUGUACGCACUUACUUUACUAUUAUAAUAAAAUGUGACGUAAACUCAUUCAAACUAUGAAUCAGCUGCACGUAUGGGCAUUUACUGAACUGAACUGAUAAAGGCACAGUAUGUAAUUUUUUUGCAUAAAAAAACCCAUAAACUACUAGCACAGUGUAAAAUAUUUUUUUCACAUUUGUACUGGCGUUACCCCAAAUGUUUUAAACAAGUUUUGAAUACAGAGAAUUUGCUAUUCAAAAAAACACUCCGCCUCUUUGUAGGGUCGCCUGUCAUUGGUGUCAUGUCUCCAUUUUCUGGUAAAAAUCAUAAAUGUGUUAAACUUUAUUUUAUUACAUCAUCCUUAAACAUGCUUUUUAGUCCCGUUAGCUUGAUUUCCAUUCAGCAGUGGGGGUAAAAACUCCAACUCAUCUUUCCACUCUUCUUCAUCAAGCUUUUGUAUGUUUUUUGUAUGUCAACCUCUAUAGCAAAAUUACAUAUUGUGCCUUUAAACCAAACCCUCAUAUUUAAUCUUUAGAGUUCCUGCCCUGUGUUUAAAUUACACCUAUUGUGUAUUUUCCAACUUCAUGAGAAUGGGAUGCUUUUUUAAAGUCUUGUCUAUUUCUGUUUAUUUAAUACAUUUUUAAUUUUCUUUUGAUCGAAAAAUUACAUCACAACAAAUUUAUGAAGUGUGCUCACACUUUUGACUGGGAGUAUUUGUACUGUAUUUGGGGUUUGCGUGUAUUUAUUUUUAUAUACAUGCUGUGAGUAGCCCCAAAAGAAUUUGGACACUUAAAGGUGCAGUGUGUAAAUUUUCGGAAUAAGGAUUCUACUGACAGAAUUGCAAUUUAAUAAACAUAACUAUAUUUUUAGUGGUGCACUGCAACAAAUGACUUUCUUUCUUAGUAUUUUUGUAAAAAUGAGAAAAAAAUCUUGAAAUACACUGAAAAAAAUUAUUCAUUCAAUUUACUCAAUUUUUUAAGGUAAAUGCUUGCAAUCAAUUUAUUUAAGCUACAUUUAAACAAAAGUUUGUUUUGUUUUUCUAAAUUUUUGCAAAAAAAAUUUAGUAAAUUGAAGGAAUAAUUUUUUUCAAAAACACUUAAUUCAAGAUUUUUUUUCUUAUUCCAUUGGCAAUUUUUUUUGCUUGUUUAAAGCACAAAUUCACUUAAAUUUUAUAUUUUUUGUCUUAAAACUAGACGUAUUGUCUUAGAUCAUUUUGCUCAUCAAGAAAAUACAUCUAAAUUUAAGAAUUUUUAGAUAUUUUAACUGAAAACAAGACUAAAAUACUAAAUAAAAAAGUAAUUGAUUGCAGUGUGUAUAAAUCUCUUAUUACCGAAUGAGGUAUCUACAUGCACCUCGGGUCCCCUACAUGAAAUUUCACGCUGCCAUGUUACUUCAGUAGCCCUUAAUGGACAAAUUUCUCCACAGGGCACGUUUUGUCACUAUAUUGUCUCAGACGACAACAUGGUUGUCCUGUUGCGGCAACCGUAGCUUCUCUAUGCGCAAUAUCACCACUAGAAAACACAAGAAUCUAUGCGCCACACCUUUAAGUCACAUUCAAAAAAGGCUGAAUGCCUUUGCAGUAGGCUAUGUAAAAAUUAUGAAUCAAUGUAAUUUAUUUUUAAGAUCGCACAAGCACACCUUUGAGGCGUACAAAUAAAAAUCUCUGACGCCAUUUGCUUCAAAGGUUGGCAAAAUAUAUUAUUUUAUUAUCUAAGGCGAUAACAUUGAGAUAGUUCUUAGUAUAGUUUUUGUUUGGAGCCGGUGCAAAGGCGUUAAUAUUUAUACUGUCUAUUUUUAAGCAGACAAUUACGUUAAGCAAUUAAAUGUAGACUAAUAAAUUUUCACUAAUAUGCUGUUAAAGCAACACAAAAUCUUACACACUGGAUUUGUACAAAUUUUAAACGAUCUGUUCAAUAACUAUUGAUAUUUCAGAAACGAUUGGUCACAUAAAAUAGAUAUAUUAUUUUACGCUCGCUUUUGUCGUCGUUUUCAUUUGCUUUAAAUAAUAAUCAGUCAUUUCAUAGCAGCAAGCUGGUAUUUCGACAGGGUAACAAAGUAAUGAUCUACAAACUGUUGUAGAAUAAAGUCUGUGGUUCUUCACAUGUGCCUGCGGUAAAGUAGAGCAAUUUAAAGUACUUGAAAUAUAAGAUGAAUGAGGUAAAUUUCUGGUUCUUCACAUUGCAAUAUGAUAUAAAAUAAUAUAAAAUCUCUCUAUUCUUAGCUUUUAUAUAAACAGGAAAUUCUUAAGAAAGACGCACAGUGUUGCACGGUUGACUAGACAGAUGGCAGUUCAGCUAUAUUAGUAUAUUGAAUUAUUUACAUUGCUUGAAUGCGUUCUGCCAACUGUUUUUAACACGUACUGCAAACUUUUCCCCCGGCAAAUUGUUCCCGUUGAGUGUUUGUUAUCGUUUGUAGGAUUCUGAAUAACAUUGUGAUCUUUUGGUUUGAAUUUCUGUGUAGUGCUGCUUGACUAAAUAAAUCUAUAAAACACUCAACGUUCUGGUCGUGUCUGUUGUGUAAGAGAUCGUUGUCUGUUUUUCGUUCAGCAUUUGUGGUAAUAAAUAGUCGUGGGCUGGACAAAAAAAAACCCUGUCAAAGCCAAGAUUAUUUUGAGGAAGUAAAUGUAUGUCUUAAGACACUCAUGAUAGUGACAGCUCACACAGCGAGAAAGCCAUUGGACAUAACAACAUCCUGUCUAUGCAUAAAAGCAUUGCAUUGGUUAAAAAAUACCUUCUGUAACAAUUAUACAGGAAAAUAGGAUAAUUUUAAGUUUUAGGCAUCAACCACCCUUUUCCCUGUAGCACAUUUUAUGUCUGAUAGUUGUUCAUCAAACAUACUGAACCGCUUUCUCAAAGUCUUGGUCUUCGCUGAUGUUUCAAUAUUUCGAGAUAUGGACAUGAAGACGUGGAUGGCGGGCACACAGUGUGUUGCCAAAAAGGAUCAUGGUAAACCUAAAGCUGAUGAAAUACAGUAUUGCAAAGGUGAUGUCCUCACAAUCCUGGCAUCAGGAGGGAAAAAAGGAGUGUACAGAGCGAGACACAACACCACCGGAGAAGAAGGCCUGGUGUCCGCUUCCAACCUACGAGAGAGGGAGGCCAUCCGUAUAGACCCUAAACUCAGUCUAAUGCCCUGGUUUCAUGGAAACAUAUCAGGACCACAGGCUGCCCGCAAACUCCGGACCAUGGAAGACGGCCUGUUCCUGGUUCGAGAGUCCAUCCGACACCCGGGCGAUUUCGUACUGUGCGUCUGCUUUAACCAAGAAGUGUUUCACUACCGCGUCAUCUUUCGAGACAGCAAACUGUCCAUCGACAACAAAGAGUUCUUCUCCAAUCUCAUCGACAUGAUAGAGUUUUAUACCAGAAACAAAGGUGCCCUGGCUACAAUACUACUGAAGCCAAAAAAGAAAGAAGGCACAAAGUCUGCUGAGACUGAGCUGUUAAAAUCUGGUUGGUUACUGGAUAUCUCAAAGUUGACUUUAGGAGAUACCAUUGGUGAAGGGGAAUUUGGAGCUGUCUUCGAAGGCGAGUACGGAGGGCGGAGGGUCGCCGUCAAGAACAUCAAAUGUGACGUUACAGCUCAAGCUUUUCUCGAAGAGACAUCAGUCAUGACAAGCCUUCAUCAUAAGAAUCUGGUGCAGUUAUUAGGGGUCAUUCUGCACAAUGGACUUUAUAUCAUAACAGAAUUAAUGUCAAAGGGAAAUUUGGUGAAUUAUCUGCGCACACGAGGACGUUUCGCUGUCAAUGCGGCUCAGCUGCUGAGAUUUGCUCUAGAUGUGUGUGAAGGUAUGGAACAUCUGGAGUCAAAGAAACUUCUGCACAGAGAUCUCGCCGCCCGCAACAUUCUGGUGUCUGAAGACUCGGUCGCCAAAGUCAGUGAUUUCGGUCUGGCUGUGGCAAAGGUCAGUGCGGACACCCCAGACACCUUAAAGAUACCUGUGAAGUGGACAGCACCCGAAGCGUUAAAGACCAGGAAAUUCUCCACUCAAUCGGAUGUAUGGAGUUAUGGAAUACUUCUGUGGGAAAUCUUCUCUUACGGCAGGCAGCCAUACCCCAAAAUGACGGUUACUGACGUGAGAGAACGUGUGGAUCAAGGUUACCGCAUGGAGUCACCCGAUGAAUGUCCACCUGAAAUCUACACCAUCAUGAGGUCCUGUUGGGAAACCGAUCCCAAAAAGAGACCGUCUUUCCACAAACUUCGAGACAAACUAGAAAAAGAGGUCAGGAGAUUUGAAACGUGAUCGCUUUGAUCCAGUUGUGUAAACUGAUGACUGUUCAUCAGAUGCCAAAGUUGACAUCGUCUUUAAUAUUGUUCACAUGUGUCGAACUUACUAUUUAUUUCUAUUCGAGCACUUUCUAUGUGUGUAUGUUUAUUUAAAUUUCUUUAUUUGUUUAAGAAAUUACGUGAUUUAGUAAAAUGGACCUUUAUGAGUUCAGAUCGGUGAGGAAUUGAUCCCUGACUUUUGAUUUCAUUCAGCACUGUGCUUCUCAGAUGGGCAUUUGCUUUAUCAUAUUUUGAUAAAUUUGCUAUAAAUAUCGCUUUUGUCAUGUCAAAGUCUGCUGUAUUUUAGUGCGUGUUAUUCUGUCAUUUGACGACAGGCUGGUUAAAUUAAUAUGUGUCAACAUGGAUUCAUUGUGAAACAUCAGUGCCUUGUGUUGUACGUGAUUGAGGUUUAAUUUCAAUAAAUGCAUCAUAAGGAAAUAAUUUUUCCAAAACAGACCCUUUAAUUCUGUGUUUCUUUCAAAUUAAGUCUAUCUGACGCAAAGAAAUUUUGAGGGAAUGGGACGUUUAUCUGGGAUUAACAUUUGUAUUGUCUGUAUCUUGUGCUGUAAGUAACUACACAGCAACUAUGCAGAAUAUCCCAGCAAGCCAUUCCCAGUAGUAUCUCGUGGGACAAGAUUUUGAAAGUAUUUUUGUUGAAUUAAAUUGCUCAAUCCAGAUUACUGGUCUGUUGUCAUCACCCGUAGAUUGAAUCCCGCCCUCCUUUUUUUUACUGUGCUGUUUAAGCCACAGAGAGGAUGAUUUGUAAUUCAGCAAGAAAUUGUGAAAUGAUUCAACAGAAAAAUAUCUAGAACUGAAUGCAUUUCUCCAAAAACUUUUGGUAAAAUUGUAAAAAAGAAAUUGUAUUACAUUUGUAUAAAGAAGAUAUAAUAUAGAGUACAGUAUAAUAAGUGUAAAGUAUAGAGCCAUAAAAUGAAUAUGUGAGUAUAAAAUUGUAAAUAUUGAGACUUUAUUUUAUGAGACAUCUAAGCAGUGAGCCCCAUUAGGCUCAAAUUAAAAUCAACGAUCAUUACUGUGUAUAACAGGGUUUCCCAAACUGGUGUUCACGAACCCCUAGUGGUUAGCAGGGGAAUUUCAGAAUGAUCGUUAGUUGAGGAAAAAUGAAUAUGACAAUUAAAUCAUAAAUGUACGGAGCCCCUAAGGGGACAUGGAGCAAAAUUAAAUAAAGUUUAGUUUCGUGCGCGUACGUGAAACUACCGCGUGUUCACGUGAAACUACCGCGUGUUCACGUGAAACUACCGCGUGUUCACGUGAAACUACCGCGUGCCCACGUGAAACUACCGCGUGUUCACGUGAAACUACCGCGUGCCCACGUGAAGCUACCGCUUGUAGUUUCACAUGCUCAUCUGAAACUUUCGCGUGCGCACGUAAAAACUAUCAUGCACGCAUGUAACUUUCGCUUUCACGUGCGCGUGCAAUAGUUUCACGUGCGCGCGCAAUACUAACCAUAAAAAAUUCUGCACAUGAAGGUUUUGCGUGAGUACAUGAAAGUUUCACAUAAGCAAAUAAACUUUUUCGAUUUUUUUACUCCAAUGUCACCUUAGGGGCUCGGUGAAAAUGUAAAAAAAGUUUUAAAAAUAAAAAUCUUUAAUAAAACACAAAAUAUACAAAAUAUAUAUUUAAUUUGUUUAGUCUAAACGUCAUGUAACCAUUACACAAUAUUAAUAUAUCAGAAACUGAGAACUCAUGAUAAAUGAACAGAUACGUUUUAUGUACCAAUAAAAGAAAAUGUCCAGAUGAAGCUCCAACAACCGGUAAUAAUAACAAUAAUUAUGAAAAAUACUACUAAUAAAAUCUUUAAAACUGAUGAAAAGUAAAUAUUUUCAAAAAUAAACAUGCAAAUGUACUAUUAUAUUAUUGUAAUAUUAAUUCAAAAUCUCAAGGAGUACUUCAAGUAAAUAAUUUAGGUCAAGUGGUUUCUGCUGACAAAAAGUCCCUGGUGUAGGAGAAAAGUUGUCAUUUUUUGGACGAUAAUAUGAUGAUGAGUCGAUCACACAUGAUAAACUUAUGAUCGGACACAAGAGGAAUCAGUUAGGAAAGUUAAUAUUUCUCAUCUACAAACUACAUCACAGACGGCGUGAAUCACAAAAUCAGCCUAGCGACUGUAAAGUUUUGCUGUGUUAAACUUGUUUUAAACUAUUUUUAUUCUAAUAAGAAAGCACAUGGUUCGAAAUAACUCGAUUUAGUUUGAUGUCUUCAGUCUGACAGCAGGACUGUUGUUAGAAAGCAAACGUUAAUAAAUUGAUUUAAUUUAAUCCUAUUAAAACAAUACACCACAUCAGUGACUCCGUUGACUCUGUUGAUUUCCUUCGAAGUUCUUACAAAACGACACUCAGAAAUGACUCAUGAGGUGAGUAAAAAAUGUAUAACAUUACUAUAAUAUAUCUGUCUUUCUGUUUUUAAGUGUAUGCAUGUGUUUUGUAUCUCUCGCAGUCGUGGACGUUUUUAAUCUGAGAUGUAGGAGUGGGAGGAGCCUGGCUGUGAAGAGCUAUUUGAAUGACAGGACUGAAGUCAGACACAUUCAAGUUGUUUAGUGGCUCCGUUGCUCUUCAGAUGAAUUCGAUCGACUGCUGGAGAAACCGGUGGAUGAAGGACAGAUUGGAGACGGAGAACGCUGAA
Paramisgurnus dabryanus is the source of this 7295-nucleotide messenger RNA. It is a transcript of the gene matk, whose product is annotated as megakaryocyte-associated tyrosine kinase. Gene Ontology annotation, biological process: protein phosphorylation. Gene Ontology annotation, molecular function: protein tyrosine kinase activity; ATP binding; protein binding. Lineage: Eukaryota; Metazoa; Chordata; Actinopteri; Cypriniformes; Cobitidae. The record is from RefSeq and is a predicted model, not a curated record.